Phaedon cochleariae (mustard beetle) is the source of this 650-nucleotide messenger RNA. Lineage: Eukaryota; Metazoa; Arthropoda; Insecta; Coleoptera; Chrysomelidae. The record is from the annotation of a GenBank genome assembly.
AUGUUUGCUGUGGUGGAAUUUAUGGGCGUUCAUGAUGAUGGAACAUCUAGAGAGAUUUCCAUUGUCCCAUUAAUAUGGUUGACAAAAAAUGAAAAGAAAUUCUACUGGCCCAACAGAAUUAGGCAGACGUCCACAUUUGAUGAGUUCGUCAAGAAAAAAAGUCCAUAUAAAAAGUCUUGGUCGAUAUAUGAGGUGUUCAAAGUCCACUUGAAAACAGACUCGUAUGAUAGAGCAGAAAAAGCUGUCGAAGAUAUGCUUCAAGAACUAACGAAGGAAAAUGAAUGUUUCAAUUCAAGCACAAGAAAUUUAAACAGAAAAUUAUUCCAGGAUAAAGACUGUAGCUCUGACUCAACGGACGAUUCGCCCCCCCCCCCCCCAAAAAAAAAUGCACACCAUAGGAACAAUUACCACAGCGUUAUCACCAAAAUCAAACGAUUCUGGUGGUGGACAAUCAGCCUCCUCAAGUCCUAGAAGUGAUCUGAGAUGUACUUCAUCACUAGGAUUAAGUAAUGUGGGACGACAAGAAUCAUCCUCCCCUAUAUCUACAUCUUCAAGAAACUCUGUUAUAUCAGAGACAAUGUCUUCCAGUGUCAAUCCAGAAUUUGAGAGAACUGUUUUGAGCUGUUUGACAAAACUCAAUGAAAACGUCG